Anoplopoma fimbria (sablefish) is the source of this 2041-nucleotide messenger RNA. It is a transcript of the gene slc1a9, whose product is annotated as solute carrier family 1 member 9. Gene Ontology annotation, molecular function: L-glutamate transmembrane transporter activity; neutral L-amino acid transmembrane transporter activity; glutamate:sodium symporter activity. Gene Ontology annotation, cellular component: plasma membrane. NCBI's taxonomy places the organism in Eukaryota, Metazoa, Chordata, Actinopteri, Perciformes, Anoplopomatidae. The record is from RefSeq and is a predicted model, not a curated record. Gene Ontology annotation, biological process: L-glutamate transmembrane transport.
AUGACGAUUAAGAAGAUGUGUCGCAGGAUGACAAACCAGUCGACAGCCAACCAGUCCAACACGAACAAGAAGGAGAAAGAGGAAAGCCAGCGAGAUGACAACACAGAGGUGGCGGAUAAAGAUGCCGGCCACUGCACCCGCAACUCCCACAACCUGCUCCUGGGACUCACCGUCAUGGGUGUUGUCAUGGGAGUGGUGUUUGGGAUGUUGCUGCGGUACAUGUCGGUGAAGGACAACUCCGCCCUCACUAUGGUUUCCUUCCCCGGAGAAAUCCUGAUGAGGAUGCUGAAGAUGCUCAUCCUUCCUCUGAUCAUCUCCAGCCUCAUCACAGGGCUGGCUGGUCUAGACGCCCGCUCCAGUGGCAGGAUGGGUAGCAGAGCCAUGGUGUACUACAUGACCACCACUGUAAUCGCUGCCAUCCUCGGGGUCAUCCUGGUGAUAGGGAUCCACCCGGGGAACCCCAAACUGAGGGGAGAGUCGUCGACCUCAGCCCCGAGGAACCAGGAGGUCAGCAGUCUGGACGCCUUCCUGGACCUGCUCAGAAACCUCUUCCCUGAGAACCUGGUGCAGUCCUGCUUCCAACAGGUUCAGACGGUGAUGAAAGCGGUGCCGGUCCCAGUACCAAACCAGACCGAGCCCAUCUUAGUGAACAGGAAGAAACUGGAGUACAAAUGGGGCAUGAACGUCCUCGGCCUGAUCGGCUUCUUCAUCACCUUUGGGAUCUGCAUGAGCAGGAUGGGCGAGCGGGGGAAGAUCAUGUGCGACUUCUUUAACAUCCUCAACGAGAUUAUCAUGACGAUGGUUUCCAUGAUCAUGUGGUACUCUCCUAUCGGCAUUGCCUCCCUGAUCGCCGGGAAGAUCGCCGCCAUCGGAAACCUGGAGGUUGUGGCCAGGCAGCUGGGCAUGUACAUGGUGACCGUCAUGGUGGGCCUGUUGAUCCAUGGCUGCUUCAUCCUACCCGCCAUAUUCUUCGCUAUCACCAGAAAAAGCCCUUUUACUUUCUACCAAGGGAUCUUCCAGGCCUGGAUCACGGCUCUGGGCACCGCCAGCAGUGCAGGAACGUUACCUGUCACUUUCCGCUGCCUGGAGGAAAAUCUGAAGAUUGAUAAGCGUGUAACUCGCUUCGUGCUGCCCAUCGGAGCCACCAUUAACAUGGACGGCACGGCGCUGUAUGAGGCCGUGGCAGCCAUCUUUAUCGCCCAGAUGAACGACAUCUCCCUGGACACCGGACAGAUAAUCACUGUCAGUCUGACUGCCACCCUGGCCAGUGUGGGAGCCGCCAGCAUUCCCAGUGCUGGACUGGUUACCAUGCUGCUGAUCCUGACGGCUGUGGGGCUUCCUACUCAGGACAUCAGUCUGCUCAUCGCCGUCGACUGGCUGCUUGACAGAAUGCGUACCUCCAUCAACGUGGUGGGCGACUCGUUCGGCGCCGGCAUCGUGGACCACUUGUCGAAGGCCGAGCUCGCUGAAAUCGACGCAGCGGAAAUGCGAAUGCUCCAACCGGAGGAGCUCGAUUUCAUCCCCCCGCCACCGAUCCUUGAAGGGAUCGACCUGAUCGACCCCUUCAAACCGCCCGAGCUGCCCCGCUCCCCUCGCCCGCCCAAACAAAACCACCACGGCCCCGUUCCCUCCCAGUCCCAGUCCAUCACUUACUCUCCGUCCCGCUCUGUCCGAUCUCCGUCACCUCGCUCCAUCCGCUCUCCCUCCCCGCGCUCUGUCUGCUCCCACUCCCCCCGGCCUUUCCGCACUCAUUCACCACGCAUCCUCCGCAGGACGGAGGCGGGCUACUGCGCCCUGCCCAGCCACGACAACCAGGUUCCCACAAUGCCUCGCACCUACAGAGAGAGAGAGAGAGACAGGGAACGGGAGCGUCUGAGGCAAGAGAGUGAAACCGAAGAGGAGGAGAGAGAGAGGGUUCUGGGUGAAAUAAGCGACGGCGAGGAGAGCGAUGACACUGCUUACGAUCGGAGGCAGGCCAUGCCCCAGAGCGACCUGCCAUGAUCAGAUUUUUACCACCCAAAAUAAAUAAUAAGCCUUCCCA